Messenger RNA from Lates calcarifer (barramundi perch), 1292 nucleotides. RefSeq names its product B9 domain containing 2 (gene b9d2). The transcript has a single exon. Bases 642 to 1169 code for a protein of 175 amino acids. The record is from RefSeq and is a predicted model, not a curated record. Gene Ontology annotation, biological process: cilium assembly. Gene Ontology annotation, cellular component: MKS complex. NCBI's taxonomy places the organism in Eukaryota, Metazoa, Chordata, Actinopteri, Centropomidae.
ACAGUGAAGUGUGUCUCUUGCUACAAAAAGCACUGGUUGAAGUUGAAGCACUACAGCCGCGGAGUGGCGCUGUUUCGCCGUGUACUUGUUCCCAGACUCCGCAGGUUGUUAAAACUCCAGGGAAACCAACAAGUUAACACUCAUUUUGAAGCUGACGAUAAAGCCGAAAAUCGGUGUUUGGUUAUGUGGAGUUAACAUGGAGUUAUUUCUUAUUCUGUCUCCAGUCCGCAGGCGUUUCUUUUUUAAACGAUGCCAGAAAAGGAAACGCGUCACACGCUCGACUAAAAGCCCAGUAUUUAGCCUUUCAGGCAUCAUUCCUAUAAGCAUUCAUCGCCAAUUUCCCCGAUCGAAUAGUUUCUUAUAACUAUUUUACGAAUGUUUUGUUGAUAAACUAAUUAAUAUGGCACACCGCCUGUUUAAAAGCGCGGUGUAACCGUGAGCGGCUGGACAGGAAGUGCAGCCUGAGAGCCCAAACUCAGGGUACAGCGUCUCCUAAAUAACGGCAGGCUGAGUUACCAAGGAGACGAGAGCUGUGGUGCUAAUCGAAGUUAGCCAUUAAGCUAGCCGUCAAGAUAGCCGUUAAACUCGGAGAAAGAGGCCUCUUGGUGCCGUAUGUUUUUGUGUAAGGGGACCUUAGCGACAUGGCAGAGCUGCAUAUUAUCGGCCAGAUCAUCGGGGCGAGUGGUUUUCCGGAGAACAGCCUAUUUUGCAAAUGGGGAGUUCAUACGGGAGGAGCAUGGCGUCUCCUGUCCGGGCUGAAGGAGGGUCAGACCCAGGUGGAUCUCCCCCAAAUCGGAGACAUGGCGUACUGGAGUCACCCGAUUGAUCUACACUACGCGACCAAGGGGCUUCAAGGCUGGCCGAAGCUUCACCUCCAGGUGUGGCACCAGGACUCCUUCGGACGGUGCCAGUUGUACGGAUACGGGUACUGCCACGUCCCGUCCAGCCCCGGACAUCACCGGAUAAGCUGUGUGACCUGGAGGCCGCUCGGCUCCUGGCAGGAGCAGCUGGCGCAAAUUUUUGUCGGCGGGGGACCGCAGCUCCGCAGCCCGGACCUCAUAUACAGCGGGGCGGACAGAUACAGACUGCACACCGAAGCCAUGGGGACUGUGGAGCUGGAGCUGGGCAUUAUCAUGAGACACUUUGACAAAUAUGGCGUCGACAGUUAACACAGUGGAGUAAAACUGUAAUGGACUCUAAUAUUGUACAGACAAAGGUGUAUCUCUUUUUUUUUUAAAUCGCGUUUGUGUUUUUAUAUUCUAGAUAUGUAAAUAAAAAAACUUUGGUCUUAA